Gongylonema pulchrum is the source of this 165-nucleotide messenger RNA. Lineage: Eukaryota; Metazoa; Nematoda; Chromadorea; Rhabditida; Gongylonematidae. The record is from the annotation of a GenBank genome assembly.
AUGCCUGCAAGUACAUCUCAGUUCAGCAGGGUAGCUUUUUUGACGCUGUUGGAGCGUCAUCUUUUAGGAGGGUCUCAGUGUCCUAUUGGUCCUAAUAAAGUAGGUUAUUCUGGUUUGCUGCAAGCUAUUUUUGAUGGUUUGCAGUUGAUUAAUAGGCCCGAAUAA